Molecule: messenger RNA, 2691 nt
Organism: Plasmodium gallinaceum
Lineage: Eukaryota; Apicomplexa; Aconoidasida; Haemosporida; Plasmodiidae
Exons: 4
Coding region: 1-2691 (896 amino acids)
Molecular function (GO): protein binding
Source: RefSeq, a predicted model, not a curated record
AUGAUUUUUAGUAUUUAUUAUUUGUUAGAAUUAGAAAAUGCUGUUGAAAAAAAAAUUUGUGAAAUUGAAAAUGAAAUGCAAAAUAUUUUUUCCUUUCUAAAUUAUAAUAAUAAAUUAAAUAAUUCCCUUUUACUAUGUAAGAAAAAUUCUUUAAUAAAAAAAUCGACAUUACACUUGAAUAAAUGUAGAAAGGACAGAAAGAGAAAUAAUCAAAGACAAAAAAAUUUAAUAAUACAUAGUUUUCUCAUUAAGAAAAAAACUCAAUUAAAAAAAGAAUAUUCAAAUAGAAAAAAACUAAUAAAAGAAGAAAAAAAUAUAAAUAAAAACUUCACCAUUAUUCAGAAUAGAAUAUCAAAUUGUAUAUAUAAUACAUAUGAUGAAAAAGAUAUAAAAGUGAAAUGUAAAAAGAAAGAAAGUAAUCAUUCUGUUAAAUUAAUAAGAGAAAUAAAUUUAAAAAAAAAUAAUUGUGUAUUAUCAUUGGCACAAAGUAAGGAUAUGAAUUAUUUAUUGGCAGGGUUAGAUAAUGGUGUUUUAUAUAUUUAUGAUUUCUCUAAAGAAAAUAUAAAUAAUAGUUAUAAUAAAAACUUGAUGACAUAUAAUAAUCACAUUAAUAAUUAUAAUGAGAGCUUUUUACUUAUACAUGGUGGUGCAAUAAUAAAUAUUCAAUUUUCUAAUACAAAUGAAAAGAUUUUUUUUACAAUUGGUAUAGAUAAAAAAAUUAAAGUAUGGAAGAUGAAUAGGAAUAUAUGUUUUAGAGACAAUGAAGAAGUGAGUAAAAUAAAUUUGAAAUUCGUUUGCGAAAUGAAAUUUAAUUAUCAUAUUACAAAUUGUAUUUUUCAUUCAAAUAUAAAGGAUACCUUAAUAAUAGGUUUUAUUAACGGUGUUAUAAAAAUAGUAAAGUUAAAAAAAAAUUAUGAGGAUAACCUUGCUUUAAAUAAUGAAGAAAUUGAAAAAAAAGGAAAUGUAAUUUUUGAAAAUAUCAUGAAAAAUUCAAUCGUUAAAUAUGAUAAAAGUCUUUUUAAUUAUUCCACUGAAAAUUCAUUUAAUAAUUCUCAUAAUAACAAUUUUUUUAAUAAUUCAAAUAAUAUUUGUUGCAAUGAUAAAAAAAAUGUUUUUAAAAAUUCAUAUAUUAAAAACUUUUUUGAAACAAAUUUUUUAGAAAAUAUGAACAAUUUAAAAAAAAAAAAAAAAAAAAAUUGUGAAUUAUAUGUAACAAAGCAAAUAAAAACGAAAUUUUCUAUAUGUGCAUUGGCUAUGUCGAUAUAUAAAAAUUUAUUAUUUGUUGGUAUGUGUAAUGGGAUAGUUAAUAUUUAUACAAAUAAUUAUGAAUUUAAAAAAGAACUUAUAUGUAGAAGUAAAAGAGGAAUAUAUUCAAAAGGAAAACAAGUUAGUAGCAUCAAGUUUAAUGAAAAUUUAAAUUUAAUUAUUGUUACAACUCUUGAUAACAGAAUUAGAAUUUUUGAUAAAAAAUUAUUUUUAAUUUAUAAACUAAAAGGGAAUAAAAAUUGUUCUUUAUCCUUUGAAUCAAAAAUUUUUGUAAGUAUAAAUAAUUUAAGAAAAAAUCAUGAUAAAAAUUCUGAUAUACAUGAAAAAAUAUAUAAUCAAGAUUAUUGGAAUUUUGAACAAAUAUAUAAUAAAGCGAAUUCUUCUUUUAUUACUUAUAAUAAUAUUAAUACAAAUAAAAAUAUAAGAGAUAAUCAUUUAAUAUAUUACAGAAAAUCAAACAACUUUAAAAAAGUUUUUAAAAUAACAUCACCAAGUGAAGAUGGUAAAGUAUAUAUAUGGAAUUUUUCUUUAUCUUCUUUAGAAGAUGAUAAUAAAAUUUCUAAAACAAAAUCACAAUGCACAUAUUCAAAGAGUUUCAUGAAGUAUAUUUGUCAAAACUUAAUAAAAAGAAAAAAUAAGAGAGAACAAUAUAUUAUGAAGGAUAAAGAAAUCAGUGUAAAAACAAAUUAUUUUAAGGAAAAACUUGAUAAUAUUAUUCAAAUAAAAAGUAAUGAUCAACAAGAUUAUAUUUAUGACAAUGUUAUUAGUGAUGUUUACUUCAAUAACAAAGAAACAGUAUUAAAAAAAAAAAAAAAAAGUAUAAACAGGGAUGAUUUUUUUCAAAAAAUACAAAAAAAAUUUUUUAAAAAAUCCUCUUCGUUUCAUUCAAAGAAAAAAGAUGAACAAACCUAUUUUAAUAAUAUCUUAAAAUGUCAUAAAUAUGGAAACGGAGAAAUUCAACAUUCGUCAAUGAGUAAAUUAAUCAAUAAACAUAAAAAGAAAAAAAAAAAAAAAAUUAUUAAAUCAUUAGAUAAUUUAGAUUAUUUUAUAUCUCAUGAUUGUAAAAAAAUAUCAGCAACAUAUAUUUCUAACGAAUUUUUUUAUAUUGAUAAUAAUACUAAUGAAAAAAAAAGUCUAUAUGAAAAAAGAGGAAAUAAUUCAAAAAUGAAUUUCCUACAAAGAAUUAAAAACACAUUUGAAAAUAAAAAAAAAAAUAACACUAAUAAAUAUUCAAUAUUUAAAAAAUCUGAACAUAGUUUUCAUGAUAGUAUUUCUUUUUGUGAAACAGCCUGUCCAAAAAAUAUGUCUUUUCAAAAAAUUAAUGAAAAUAAAAUUCCAAAGGACAUGAAUUUACAAAAACAUUUCUUAGUUAUUACAGCAAAUAACAAAUGCAUUAAAAUUUUUUUGUGUUGUGAAAAAAAUUAA